CGUGACUUCUUUUCCCUCCUUUCUUUCACACAAGCAGAAAAAUUGUGUUAACAGUAGGAAACUGGGAAUGCUUACCAAGAAUUUUAAAGGACAAUAUGUGACGGAUGUAUUGGAUGCCUGAAAUUCUUCCCACCAGGCCAAGGUGGCAUUUUUUAUUCUUAGAGGGAUAAAGUGAGAAGUCAGAGGAGUUACCUGUGUGUGAAGAGGAAAUCAACAAAAGAUGGGAGACUCAGCAGUCAUGCUUCAACACCUAUGGCAGGAAUUAAUAUUUAACUUUACUCCAGUGUUCCCAUGGUGCUCCUGCAGUUAGAGGAAGUGCCACUGGGAUGAGAAAAGCAUUUAAUCUUUAAAGAGAGUUUGACAAUUUUUAAUCUUUAAUCCUCACCAGGACUUAUUAGUUAUUUGAUCAACUAGAAAACUGAGUUGCACCAGAAAAAAAGCUGGAAAAGAACACAUGUAAUUAUACGUUAUUCAGUGUUUCUAAACCAGGCAGGCUUUACAAAGGAAAGCAAGCCUCUUAGGAAGUUUGAGGAGGGCAGGCUGUUUGUUUUAAACUGGCCAUUGAUCCACAUUUUAACACCAUAAAUUUGUGAUCAAAAUGUUUUGGCCAGUGUCCCAUGGAGGAGUUUUGUUCUACUCAGAGAAGUUGGCUUUAGUUUAUAGUAUUUUGAGGAAGUUCUCUUUGGAAGUGUUUUAGAGUGUGUGUGAAGAGGGGAAGGGAAGGAGAAAUAAACUUCUGAGACAGGCACUGGAAAAAUCCAUUGUUCUAGGUAAGCAUCGUUAUGAGUCAGCAGGACCCAAGAAUUGAGACAGUCACUGCAGUCCCAGCUGUUACAUUUCCCUUCUCCAACCCUGAGGACCUCAGUCCCGGAGGGGUGCGAAGUGUGCACAAGGCUGAUUUAUUGAUGGAGCUAUAUUUGAUGCAGUUAUGUUGUUUUUCCCAGCUUCCAGCAUACCUGGAACCUGCCCUGCGAACACUGGCAUGGGAAGCUUCUACAGUCAUGUUUUGUUGGACUUUCUUAUAAAAAAGUGUUCCAGGAACAGUGUUCAAAACUCAAUCCCUAUGCAUGCUUGUGGCUUCUACCCAGAAGUCAAGUAAGGGUAAUAACUACACAAGCUGCAUUAUUCACUGCAGCACCAAUUUCAUCUCUAGGAACAGCUAAAGCUCUUUUCUUUAUCCUCAUAUUAACAUUAACCUCCUGGGUCUGGAGGGUUUGGGUAUCUUUUUCUCUCUCUUUCUCUUGGGUUCCUCAGCAGAUAGUUUUCAGAUGGAUGUGAUUUCAUGAAACAAAUAAUAAUGAAAUAAAGAAAGUUCUUCCUGGGAUGAGAGCAAAAUUUAGGGAGAAGUACACCUGUAGGGGAAAUUCCAGCUAUAUUAAAGAACGUUUCCAGGGGUACAGUGUCUCCUUCUUCCCUAAAAUUACUUCAACAACAUAAUGUAGAAUUACAGUUUAAGACAAUAAUAAAAGUGAACUGAGAGUUCAUGAAAGCUUCAGGAUCUAUAAUUAAGGACAGUGGCCUCACAUUUCUCCAUUAAAAAGGUAUGGAACAGUGAAAGUUAAGAAAAUUCACUGGUAUGUGGUUUCUGGACUGUUUCUGGACUACCAGAUAAAAACAGGCAAAAUCACUGUUCUUCGUACCUGUAGGAGCCCUUCUUAUUAUGAUUUGCAUCCCAUGCCAAGUUCAGCUGCAGCUGAGCCUUGGCCUUCCUGACCCCAUCCCUACAUAGCUGGGCAGCAUCCCUGUACUCUUCCCAGGAGCGUCCCUGCUUCCAUUGCCUGUGCGUUUCUUUCUUGCCCUUUAGUUUGACCACCACAUCUCAACUCUGCCAUGCAGGUCUUUUGCCUUCCUUUCCUGAUUUCUUACACCUGGAGAACGAGGGCUCUCAUGCUCCAUGGAAAGCAUCCUUAAAGAUCUGCCAGCUCUAUUCCAUUCCCUUGUCCCUGAGGAGAGUUUCCCAGGGGGUCCUAUUGACUAACUCCUUGAACAGCUGGAAGUUUGCUUUCCUACUUAAAUUUUAAUAAAGUAUAUAAAGAAUAAAGAAAUCUCACCUUUCGCAUGUGAGCAACUGUGUUGACUUUAAUAAAACUUAAGGAUUAUUUAAAAGGAGCAGGUAUUAGUGCUAAAAUUCAAAAGCUGGUGUGUUUUCUCUUACUGUCAUGAAAACAGUAACCUUCAGAAAACCAUUGUGUAAAUUUUAAACCAGGUAUUUUAUUCAUUUUAAUAAAUCUAGGUGGUCCUGAAAUGAUGAAAUUUGAUUCUGUUUUGUUCCUUGAAAGAGGGUUGGUAUCUGGAAAGACAGUUUUGAAAUAUGCUUUAAGUGAUGUAAAGCAUACAGUGCUCCUCUCAUGCAUGUUCUUUUUUUCUGCAGGUUCCUUAACAUUUAUUAAUUGUGUUAAAAUGUAGCGGGGAGCCCUUGUACACCAUGUUUUCACAUAUGCAAAAGUUAUGGCUCUUAUCUUGGUGAUAUCUGUUGGCCUUUACAAAAUUGGUAAAGGAGAAACAGAAAACCUGGGAGCUCCAUUCAAGGGCUCUGCAACUAACCCAAAGAUGAUCACGCUGGCUCUCUACUCUGCCGCCUUCUCCCAUGCGGGACGGGACAUGCUCAACUAUGUCACUGAGCAGAUGCAGGAUCCCGAGAGGAAUAUUGCAAUUUCAAUGUCUGUUGUGACUAUUAUUUACUUGUUGACUAAUAUAGCAUACCGUGUAGUGGACUUGUCAAGUCUCCUCACAACUGAUGCACUGGCUCUGGUGUUUGGCAGUGAAACCCUUAGUUGUGCUAACUGGAUAAUUCCUAUAGCAGUGGCCAUGUAUUGCUGUAGUGGCUUAAACUCAUCAAUGAUUACAGCAGCAAGGCCUUUUUAUGUUGGAGCUAGGGAAGGACACCUUCCUGACAGUCUGAGCUUGGUUCGUAUAAAGUGCCACACACCAGCCCCUGCUCUCGCCUUCGGUGUAAGUGACAGCCUGGCCCCGUGCCUGGCCGGGGCAGCCGAGGAUCUGUACCUGGGCAGUCUAACACCUCACCUCUGCCUGGUGUUUCUCCUGGGCUUCUCCUGCACUGCAGAAAUCUUCCUCAAAUGCCCACAACUUAAAAAACUCAUUCAGGGUGGUGGUGGUGUUUGCCUCAUGAGGGGUUUUUUUUCAGUGGAAAGAGAACGGCUUAGUUCACACUCGUGCUCUCUCAAUAAGAUUAGUGAGGAAUAAAUGCAAUAGUAUUACUUAGAAAACAGAGAAUGGCUACACGUGUAACAAUAGAGACAGGAGUUAUUUAAGUCUUUAUGUGAAUUUUCAGAGUGUCACUGGAGAAGCACAUGGCAGGAACAUGUCUCAAACCCUGCUGUAGGCUGAUGUUGCGGGACUCUUCUUAGGAGUGAAAAAGCAACCAAAAUUAAAUUUUCACCAUUGGAUGCCUAUAGCCAUAUUGAUUUCUUCCUGCUGUCACUAUACAAAUGAAUCUUGUGACACAAACCUGAAGAACCAUGACGUAUACAAUUGGUGCAAAUUAUUUUAAUAAAUAAUCCUUAAAUCUAACAGAUUAUAAAAUAAGGGGGAGGAUAUGCACAAAAAAAGAAGGUGAAAUCAUUCAGAAGCAUUUGACUGCUGUUUAUUUUAUUUGGUCUCUUCUGUUGCCCUGUGUUACACAUGGUUUGUGAAUAGAUUAUCAUACCAGUCCUGUUUGACAUCAGGUAAUUUACUAAAAGAUCUAAUCUCAGUACGAACACCUUUCUCAGAGGGAUUCUGUUUGCACCAGUAAGAUGAGCUAUACUGCCUUAAUACACCACCAUUCACAUUUUUCAAAGUGGAAUUUUUUUCUGCUCCUCUGUUAAAAGAGACAUUAAAUUCCUGGUGUUUUAGGUCUUUCCAUGCAGGCAGUAUAGCAUACUUGCAUAAUAGCCAAUUUACUCUAAUAGUCUCAAAGAUGAGUGGGCUGUGAGAGCCUCCAACGGUGAAACUAAAUUAAAAGUUUGCUUUGAAACUGAAGCCAACCAGAACAGCAGAGUAAGCAGCUGCCUGAGAAAGCUUCUUGGCAACUUCUCCAUAGUGCAGCAGAGUCUGGGGCUCCUCAUCUGGCCACUUUAGGCGGGUUUUCUGCUGGUGCUGAAACAACAAGUCUGACACCUCUUCAGCCAAAUGUGGUGGUCUCAUUGCUGUUUAAGGAAGAGAUACCAGCAUGUUUCACGUAGAAUAUUUGCAGAUUUCUCAGAGUUUUAAGUACAUCCUUCUUGCAAGGACUUAAUCUCCUAAAUCCAGACAAAUAUAUUGGAAACAGGCCAUAUUAUAACUUUACUACCUCUUUAUUUUUGCAUUAAGAAGCCUUUGUUUUUAUUAUCUCUAGGGCUUAAUAACUUUUCUUUAUCUCCUUGUGGAAAAUGUUUUCUUCCUCAUUCAUUACUACUGCUUCAACUACUGGAGCUGUGUGGGUCUGUCUGUUGCAGGACUAAUGUAUUUGAGAUAUAUGCAGCCACAUAGACCACAGCCUCUUAAAGUAAGUAAACGAGAGGAAACAAGCCCUAAAAGCCAUCAUAUGUAUGUGUUUAUGUGAUACUUAAUACCACAACCAUAACAUUGCCAGUUAUGUUAUAGACUAUUUAUCAGCCACAGAUAUCCUUUCAACAUACAAGGUAAGAAUCGAAGGAGCAAACCCAUUUGAGUUUCCACAAGACUAUUCUGGUACUGUUGCUGUGACGUUGAAAUUCUAUUUACCAUUUCUUUUUCCUUUCAUUCAACCUUAUAACUAUUUUUAUUUCAAAAUAGAUGAGGAAUAAAUAAAUGUCUGGGUUUCUUAUUUCAUCCUGGAACAACCCCCUUUUGUAUUGUUCACAGCAGACCUCAGCAGAGCUAGUGACGGGGGCUCCAGAGAGCUUCGCACUGCUCAAACUUACAUGACUUAACAAAUUCAGCAAAAUUCCUCCAAAACCCAUAAAUGCCCAAAAUUUUGCUCAUGCAAAAGUUCAAAAGCUUGAAUAAUCAAAUAUAUUUUGAUUGUUCCCUCCCACUGCAUAGUGGUCAUAGACAAUAAAAUGCAAGUUUAUUGACUGACUGUAGAAGAACAUCUGGCUAUCAGUUAGGACACUGCACAAAAAAAAAAGCAUGGCUAAAACUUUUUUCUAGUUUUAGUCCAGUGAUUGUCCAAGAAGCAGGGGUGGAAACACACAGCUUCGCCCAGGCACACAGAACCACAUGCUGGCUCCCGUUUCGCUGCACUCUGUUGGUUCUGUGACCUGCAUUUUCAUUCUGCAGUGCUGCAGUAAAAAUUACGAGAAAUCCAAAUAAACACUCAAUCUAAAUAUUUAAAUAUUUCUUCCUUGUGGCUCUCUCUUCCUAACCUUCUGCACAAUUUUUAGCCACACAUUUUUUUUUUUUCCAUUUAAGUGUAACAUCCUGAUUACAAAAACCACAUGGUUCAAACAAAGGCAUAAAAUAUGCUAAGCACCUAUUGCUAGCAAACUUUGCAGUCUCCUAGAGCAGACCAAAUCUUCCUGAAGCAUGUUCACACUUCAUUUCCAAACAUUCCCCCCAAAUAUUUGGAAGAUAAAGAUUAAAUCUUGCCUUAUUGGCAGUUUUGCUACUGACUCUAUUAAAGCCAGGAUUACAAUCAGAUUAUAGAUAAUGACUGUUUAAUCCCUAUCAGCAUUUGCCAGUUUAGUCAACGUCACAGCUCUGCAUGUGCUUUUUCCUUCUCUGAAAUGUAGCAGUUGGUUUUCAUCAAUUUACAGUUUUAAUCCUUAUAAGAAAAAAGAAAUGUUUAUACCAGUACCUCUCAGUAUUCAAAUGUCAGCUCCUGGACUUCUGAAAAAGCUCAUUACCAUAGCCGGUGACAAAUAUUUUAGUGAAAAAUAAACCCAUAAAGGAGUUGUUACAAAUUUCCUUAUUUGUGGUAUAUUUGUUAAGUAUCCAGGCAAAAUGGUUGUAAACCAGUCCGUUAGUUCUGUAGCAUCAACAUGGUAAUUGAAAAUCUAGUUGAGUUAGUUCCCAAUCAAAAUAGCUAUUAAAAAUCUGCAAUUUAAGUUAGAGGGAAAACUACCCAUUACUGCUUAGUUUUAAAGCACUGCUUUUGAAGAUUGAUCUCUUAUUAAUUGGAAAGGAGUUGAGCUUGUGCAGGCCUGAAAACAACAAAAUGAUGAGAUACUCAGGUGUGUGCCAAAUCAGAGUCUCCCAGCAGCAUACACAGAAGCUAGCAAACUGUACUGACUGUAGGAAGUCAAAAGGUUCAGUACGUAGCAGUCAUGCAGUCAAUAGCUGUAUUUUUAUUAUCGACAUGUCUAACUUUAAUCUGCAAAACAUCUGUACAAUAUUUACUGCAUCUUUUAAUAAAUAUAGGAAUACUUUUUGUCUCCACAGGUUAACCUCUUCUUCCCUAUAUACUGUUUAUGUUCCCUUUUCCUAGUGAUAGUUCCUCUCUACAGCAACACAAUCAAUUCCCUUGUUAUCGUUGGUAUUACCCUUUCAGGCAUCCCUGCACAUUAUUUGGGAGUCUGUCUUUCAGUUGAAAAAUUACCUAAACAUCUACAGCGGCCCUCUGGUAAGCAAUGUCAUCUUGUCCUAGUCAGUCUCCUAAAUCCUUGAAUGCUUGGUCAGAAGAAAGGAAGAAAAAUUUUUCCUAGAAUUCUUUUUCUUUAUGGAGUCUUGCUAUGCUUUUGUAAAUGGCAUAUCUGAGAUCAUCUGCUUCACCACAUGGUCCUGAAAACAAAACCACACAUACCUGUACAAAACAGUCCAGUAUGUGGAUAUGAUGCUAGUUUGGUGUUAUCCCACAUUCAUUACCCUUCUGCAGAAAAGUUAUUUUCAACAAAUUAUGCCACUGUAACUGAAGUGCUUUCACUUUCCAGCAGAACAACCUGUUGUGGAGCACUGUAAGGGACUGAGUUGUGUUCCAGCUAGCAUAUAUUCAGGGAAAACAUGUUUUCAUAGUGUCCAUUGCCUGCCUAGUAGUAUCAAAGGUGUGACCCCAUGAAUCACACUGAUUUUUUUCUACAGUGGAAAUUAUUUAAGGAAUUCACAAGGAGAAAUUAAACCCUGCUGUCUACAAAAUCCCUUGAGCCCCUGCCCAACCCUUUGGCCUCGACAGUUCCUGCUGGCAAGGUAACCUUCAGGUCUCCUGAGCACGCAGAGAGCCUCCAGCACUGGCUGCCUGGUCCUCAUGUUACACAGGUGGCUGUUGCAUGAUACCCAGCGCAGGCAUGUGUGGACAAGUGCACAGACUGGACAAGUGCCCCUGUCAGUGGGUGCCAUGAAAGAAAAGAGAAGAACGGGGAUAGUUCUCUUGAAGUUUUUCAGUGUGGCACAUAGGAAUGUGCAAUUAGCCCUAAUUCUUAGUCUCCCAAAAUGAAAGACACAAUAACUGCCAUUAAAAAAAAGCCAUCAGCCUUGCAACCUGGACCAUAAAAACAGUCACUCCAGCUCUAAUAUGGUUUGUUGAUAUGUAGCGCCAUUUGUUAUCCUUGUCGGCAAGUUGUAAUUCCUUUCUGUAAUUGUAUUUCAAUAUAACAUACAUUGUUUCUAAUUUGCGUUUCAUCAUUCCUAUUCAAUUAGCCCCAAUAAAGGUAAUUUAAUCUUAUACAAGUCCCUGUAGUUUCUAGCAUUAUUGUCUUUUUAUUGAUGUCUUCCCAGAAAAAGAGCAAUGGAAUAGGCAAUCAUUGCUACUUAAACCUUUCUUUAUUCCCUCCCCACAUUUUAAAGAAGUCAUUUACAGGACUGUAAUUUUGUGCAUCUCCAAUACAGUGUUUGCUGAUAGGGCUCCUGUGAAACCUACUAUUUGCAUUUCAAUGCCAUCUGCUGUGGCAGUUUCCUUUCAGCGGGAUUUUCUUUUGAUGCAAAGUAUAAACAAUAAAAACACACUACAUUAAGUUAAAGACGAAGAUAUUAGAGAUGCAUGUUUUGCUUUUGGGAAGCCACUGCUUUUGAGCACUAAAAUCCUUUAAGUACCACAAUCACAAAACACAAAGAGGAAAGAAGACCUAUGGCAUACUUUAGUUUGCCCAGCUCAGAACAUCCCCAUGUCCUCUUCACACACACAACACAUGCCUCUGUUACAGUAUAGCACCCUCUGAUCCUGCUCUACCGUUGUGUGGAAAUACUGCAUUUUGGCCCCAUCUCUUGCCAAGCAGUGGUUAACAACAGAGGCACAGUCCCAGACUGUAUCAGGGCACAAAAAAAGUACAAACCCUACAAGUCAGUAUCAAACCAAACAUGACAGGCUUUGCCUCCACAGAGCUCAAAGUCAUGCUUGGUGCUGAGCUACAUGUCCCACCAAGACAGCACUAUACCAUCAUCCAAAGUUUUCCUUGCAGAACCAAAGUUCCUAAGUGAUUUGAAAUACCUGAGGUGACACCUCAGGUGAUACCAGCUGGCAGGUGCUAUGGGGAGUGUAAUAAGGGCUGCAGACUAAGGCCAUUUGCAUCAAGAAUUUGGAGCUGAGAAACUUCUUUCUUUGUUAGUUUUGUUUUGUUUUGUUUUCCCAAAAUCUCUUUUUGCAUGAAUCUGUUCACUUUCUGGGUAUGAUGCACAAGCCUUCAUUUUCUUUCUUUCUGGACAGUAGGAAAGUAGUAGUCAGGUGCAAGGUUAUGAAUGUGAUUAAUGUUAUUAAAAUUCUCUAUGGACAUAGGAAUCCCAGAAAUUUUAAUGUCUGAUGUUUUUUCAUCUCUUACAAAUUAUACAUGUAAGUCUAUUGUCAAAUAACUAAAGCAACUCAUAGACGCUGAAGUGUUUUAAAUAAA
Molecule: messenger RNA, 8717 nt
Organism: Falco peregrinus (peregrine falcon)
Lineage: Eukaryota; Metazoa; Chordata; Aves; Falconiformes; Falconidae
Product: Y+L amino acid transporter 2-like
Biological process (GO): amino acid transmembrane transport
Cellular component (GO): membrane
Molecular function (GO): L-amino acid transmembrane transporter activity
Source: RefSeq, a predicted model, not a curated record